Messenger RNA from Botrytis byssoidea, 1815 nucleotides. RefSeq lists its product as uncharacterized. The transcript has a single exon. The record is from RefSeq and is a predicted model, not a curated record. Gene Ontology annotation, molecular function: protein binding. Lineage: Eukaryota; Fungi; Ascomycota; Leotiomycetes; Helotiales; Sclerotiniaceae. Bases 1 to 1815 code for a protein of 604 amino acids.
AUGUCGAAUAAGAGACGUUCAUCAAUGCCGGCGGCUGAAACCCUCGUGGAAGAAAAGGCGAAUAAGAGACGACGAACCUCAAUUCCGACGAUCACAUCCCCAGUCAAAGCCGUCGAGAGUAUGGAAGAGAUGGAGAACAAAGAGAAAACACAAAUAGCUUCACUUCCAUCCCAGAAUUUGCCCAAUAUGGAGAUCGACUGCCAAUUAUCAAAGUUUCCACAAGAAAUUCUCCGUAUGAUUUGCUCUCACGUUGGCUCACACGAACUUUCCAACCUUAGGUUUGUUUCGCGGGACUUCUCCAGCGCAGCAGCGACCCAUAUGUUCAAAGAACUAUCAUUUAAAUUCGAAGCUUCAUCAUUUCAAAAUUUAUUGCAUAUCGCCCGCAGUCCUCAACUUCGACGCCACGUUUUAAAGCUCACAUGUAAGGGUCAAUUUACAAUGGGUGCUUACAUAGAAGAUUAUUGGAGUCUACCACAUGUUGAGUAUCACUUCUUUCAUCAACGUGAGCUGGCAGAGGUUUUGAAGAGGCUGCCAAGUCUCAAUACUAUUCGAAUUGAUACGAACCACUGUGAUGCGCCAGAUGAAUAUUCCAUUAUUACGAACGGAUCGUUUGAUACGUUUUGGAACUUUCUAAAAUCAGCACUUGUUAAUGUAUCCAAUUUGAGAGCAAUAGAAUUGUAUUCACUCAAAUUUGAACCUAAUAUCUACAAACUCAACCGAUGUCCUACAGCAUUUUCUAAGAGGGAGAUGGAAAAACUCGAAAUUUUAAAGGAUUUCCACCUGUCGGUCAACCAUUCCAUCAUUGAUCAAGUUCCCGCGCUUCUUAAUUGCAUGCAAAACCUCAGGUCACUGUCUUUGGAAGAAGCGUCAAAUACUGAACAGGGACAUUGGGAUGGCAUGCGAGAUAUUUCCGAAUUUAUCAACCCAAGUACAGUAUUUCCGUCAUUGGAAUCCCUCGCACUCAAAUCUUUUCUUUUGAAUCAGCAGUAUUUCCAAGAGUUUUUACUCAAUAACGCCAAUUCUUUGCGCUCACUCAAGCUUGAGAAUGUGAGUAUCGAAAGUACAAAGGAAGAGUUCGAUUCCAAGGAACAUCUCAAGAGUAAUCCAUGGAUUCGAAUGUUCUACUUCUUUGCUCAAUCGUUACAUCUAGAGAAAAUUGAACUGUUUGGGGAACUGCGUACAUCAUGUUCAGGACUUUGGAGUUCAGCGUGUUUGUGUCGACAUAAUUGCGAUUCCUGUCGUUCAUCGGCUUUGAUGUUGAGCCUUCAAAAUUUCAUUACACAUGUUGAAGGCUCAUCAUUUCCUUUACCACAUCCAGAUGAGGACCUUAGGCAUGUGGAUAUAAAAAGGUACUACCUUUGGACCAAGGAUGAUGUUUACGAGGGCGCAACGGAUCCUGGAUUUUAUUUGCUACCCCAACUGGCUAGGAGAGGGGAAAUUCGAUUAUUGGAAAGAGAACCAUUCAAAACUUCUACCUUCAAGUCAUACAUGCCAUGGACAGAACCAGAGUCAAAUUCAGAUUCAGAUUCAGAUGAUGGUAGGGAGGCGGAAGAAGAAGAGGCAGAGGGGGAGUGGGAAGAUGGGGAAGAGGGUAAGGAGGGGGUAUGGGAGGAGGAGGAGGAGGAGGGGGAGGAGGAGGGGGAGGGAGAGGGAGAGGAAGAAAUUCCGAACAGACCAGAUGGCAACUCUCCAAGACACUCCGCAUUCCAUUACACUAUGACUCAAAUCCGAGCCAACAGAAAUCUAUGGAACGAUGAGGAGAGAAAUUUCAUAAUGAAUACCUUACUCGAGGGAUUUAUGGAAGACGAUGAAUGA